Messenger RNA from Oncorhynchus gorbuscha (pink salmon), 1142 nucleotides. RefSeq lists its product as uncharacterized. Bases 747 to 1142 code for a protein of 131 amino acids. Lineage: Eukaryota; Metazoa; Chordata; Actinopteri; Salmoniformes; Salmonidae. The transcript is spliced from 4 exons. The record is from RefSeq and is a predicted model, not a curated record. Gene Ontology annotation, molecular function: DNA binding.
UUUGCAGUGGAAGAAUGUGCAAAAUAGAGAUAGAAAUUGUGGCUACCAAUCUACAUUCCAUUAAAGUGUCCAUCCAUGGCCAAAAACGUGAGGGUAGAGCUGGGGAGCAGGGUGGCAAAAUAUAGCCAUCUGCAUUGUAUUGGCUCAAGCUCCUUCUCUGGCUCUUUGGUGCAACUGACAAGCUGAACAUCACCAUACUCCAGCACAACAUCCUUGAAUACAUGAGCCCUUGUUAUAUUAUAAUAAUAUUCGUAUAACCCAUCUACUGUAUAUCAGCACCAUGUCACCAGGUCAAAUUCCUGGCACGUGUAAAUGUUCUUGGUGAAGCUUGUUCUGAUUUUACGGCCCGUUGUUACAAAGUUAUUUACAAACAGAAGCAAAAUCACCAUGUCAAUAGCAACACGGUAACAUAACAAUAGUGUACCACAUCAGCCAACAUAUCAUGGAAACAACCUCACUAGUAAGUCCUAGCAAUAGUCAGUAGAGUAGGUUUUUAGUGUGUUAAUGGCUAAGGGCACAAAGCUUAUACCGAAACAUGCCUUAUUGCAUCGUACAGUACCUAUGGCUGGAUGUGAAUAAUAUGAAGUCAGUAUUAUCUGCCAUGGGGCUUACCUUGUAUUAUGCCUUAGUGAUUUCUUAGCUGAUUAUGGCCCACUUCUCAUAUGAAAUCUGUGAUAAGUAUACUGAUCCAUAUAUAGCACUGGAUUAGGAUAUGUCUUAACAAGUGUCAUUCUAUUCUUAGGUCAAUGAAGAUCGUACAUUUUCCUGAUCAAUUAGGGGUAUUGAAGGCCUUUUUUGACCAGGGAAUGACCAGGAGACGGUUGCCUCUGCUGGCAGCCACCAAAACUGGCCUGUCAGAGAGUAUGGUGGAGAACUGGUUAGGGAAUGAAAGAGUAAAGCUGGCCCAGAGUAAAGCUGUCUCUCAACACAAAACUAAGCUCUACAAACGUAAUGUGUCAGCUUACAACUUGUUUAUGAGGGACCACCUUAAAGCUAAAGGAGUUAUGUCAGGUACACUGGGCAAAUGGCAGGCAUUACCACCUGCCACAAAAGCCCAUUACAGUGAGGAGGCAGACAAGCUACGGUCAGGAGUUGAAGGGGAACCUGAAGGCAUUAAAAGUAUUGUCUUUUUUUACAUCUAA